Neopsephotus bourkii (Bourke's parrot) is the source of this 344-nucleotide messenger RNA. RefSeq names its product gamma-aminobutyric acid receptor-associated protein. Gene Ontology annotation, cellular component: autophagosome; autophagosome membrane; cytosol. The transcript is spliced from 3 exons. The annotation marks the transcript as partial. Gene Ontology annotation, biological process: autophagy of mitochondrion; macroautophagy; cellular response to nitrogen starvation. The record is from RefSeq and is a predicted model, not a curated record. NCBI's taxonomy places the organism in Eukaryota, Metazoa, Chordata, Aves, Psittaciformes, Psittacidae. Gene Ontology annotation, molecular function: ubiquitin protein ligase binding; GABA receptor binding.
AUUGCUGCCGGUACCGGUUCCUCCUCCGCCGCCGCCAUCAUGAAGUUCCUAUACAAGGAGGAGCACCCGUUCGAGAAGCGCCGUUGUGAGGGCGAGAAGAUACGCAAGAAGUACCCGGAUAGAGUGCCGGUGAUAGUGGAGAAGGCUCCUAAAGCCCGCAUUGGGGACCUGGAUAAGAAGAAAUACCUGGUGCCAUCGGACCUGACAGUGGGGCAGUUUUACUUCCUGAUCCGGAAGCGGAUCCACCUGCGGGCCGAGGACGCGCUCUUCUUCUUCGUCAACAACGUCAUCCCCCCCACGAGCGCCACCAUGGGGCAGCUCUACCAGGUGGGGCUAUGGGGGGG